ACUUACAUUUCACUAGAAUUUUUAUAAUCUCCAUGUCGUACGCUAUGCCUUCAUCUUUCCAACUUCCACAUCAUUCUAGCAAAAUUCCCCUUUGGCCUUCCCCGAAUCUCAAACAUGGGAAGCCUAUUUUCUGUUCAACCAACACAACAUCAUUCCCAACGAAAACCUCCAAGGAGAAAACAUUUGAAGAAACAUGUAACAAAACCAAGACAACGAGUCCACCUUCGUUACCACAAUCAAUAUUCUCCCAUGUCUCAACCAUGUCCAAAAACCUCUUCCUUAACACCUUAAACAUCAUUGAUCCACCCCUUCACCCUUCAAUCGAUCCAAAUCUUGUCUUUACUGGAAACUUUGCGCCGGUAAGCGAGCUUGAUCCCACGGAUUGUCAAGUUAUCGAAGGCGAGCUUCCACUCUCUCUAAAUGGAGUUUACAUCCGAAAUGGCCCAAAUCCACAACUUCAACCUCGUCGUGCUCUCCAUUUAUUUGAUGGGGAUGGCAUGCUUCACUCUUUACGAUUGUCCAAUGGCAAUGCAACUUACUGUAGCCGCUAUGUCAAGACUUACAAAUAUAUGCUGGAGCAAGAUGCUGGCUUUCCAAUUAUUCCUAAUUUUUUCUCUGGUUUCUAUGGUCUCGUGGAUGUUAUCCGAUUCCUUAUGGAUAUAGGAAAGGUCCUCACAGGGCAUAUAGAUCUCAUGAAAGGGUUUGGAGUGGCUAAUACUAGCAUUGCCUUCUUUUCAAAUAAACUCCUUGCUUUGACUGAUUCUGAUUUACCUUACCUUAUUAAUGUGACUCAAACGGGUGAUAUUGAGACCUUAGGGCGUUGGGAAUUCACCAAAAAGCUGCUUGCAAACAUGAGUGCACAUCCCAAAGUUGACAUAGAAACUAAGGAAACAUUUGCUUUUACAACAAGCCUUACUUUCCCUCACCUUUCCUUCUUUCGUUUUGAUUCAAAUGGUGUAAAACAAAAAGAAGUACCCAUUUCUUCUGUGCGUAAACCAACUUUCCUUCAUGACCUUGCUAUAACCAAGACGUUUGCAAUUUUUUGUGAGACGCAAUUAGGACUUGCACCAGCAAAAGUCGUAAUGGGACGGGGAGCUCUAGUAGAUUACAAACGAGACAAAGUUACAAGAAUUGGGAUUAUUCCAAGGUAUUCAACGGAUGACUCAGAUAUGGAAUGGUUCCAAGUCCCAAACUUCAAUGCAAUUCAUAUCUUUAACGCAUGGGAAAGUGGAGAAGACGAAAUAGUUCUCGUGGCAUCUAACGUUAUAUCUAUAGAAAACAUCUAUGAUAGAACUUGCGACAUCAAAUUGGAGAAAGUGAAAAUCAACAUGAGAACCGGCCAAGUCUCACGAAAUAUUCUUUCCCCAAGAAAUUUAGAAUUUGGAUCCAUAAAUCCUUGUUAUGUAGGAAAGAAAAGCCGGUUUGCUUAUAUGGGAGUCUUCGAAGAAAUCCCGAAAAUGUUAGGUGUGGUGAAGAUUGACUUGGAAACAGGGUGUGAAGUAGGCAAAAGAUUUUAUGGGCAUGGUUGCUUUGGAGGGGAGCCAUUAUUUGUGACAAAAGAUAGAGAAAAUAAUUUUGACUCUGAUGACGAAGAAGAUGAAGGAUAUGUAAUGAGUUAUGUGCACAAUGAGGAGACUGGCGAGUCAAAGUUCUUGGUAAUGGACGCCAAAUCACCAGAACUCAACAUUGUGGCAGCGGUUAAGCUGCCUAGGCGGGUGCCGUAUGGCUUUCAUGGGCUGUUUUUGAGCAAGCAGGACCUCUUGCAUUUUUAGCUUAGGAAUUAGGAUAAAUAUAUGACCCGUGCAAUGCAUGGGUUAGUGUUAUCAAUUUUAAUAUGUGUACACAUAUAAAUUAGCGCUUUUACGUAUUUAUAUAUGUCUUCAAAAUUUAUGAUAUA
This is a messenger RNA of Theobroma cacao (cacao), 1897 nucleotides long. The record is from RefSeq and is a predicted model, not a curated record. Lineage: Eukaryota; Viridiplantae; Streptophyta; Magnoliopsida; Malvales; Malvaceae.